Thunnus maccoyii (southern bluefin tuna) is the source of this 996-nucleotide messenger RNA. RefSeq names its product OTU deubiquitinase with linear linkage specificity a (gene otulina). Bases 133 to 792 code for a protein of 219 amino acids. NCBI's taxonomy places the organism in Eukaryota, Metazoa, Chordata, Actinopteri, Scombriformes, Scombridae. The record is from RefSeq and is a predicted model, not a curated record. The transcript has 3 exons.
UAGGCGCAGGAUGAUGACGUCACGUACAACAACUAGAAGUUGCUACUGAGGCAGAAAAGUGCGUAGCUGCCUGUCUGAUGCUCACACAGUUUCACAGCCAGUAAAACAUCCACAGACAGUUUUUUUUUAACGAUGUCCUGGUUUAAAUCUGUGUCGUACGGAGGAGGAGAUGUUUUCGACGAGAGCGGAGACGAGCUGAGUCUGCAGAGUAAAGAGUGGAUAUCCAACAUGAAGAAACGUGUCAGGGAUGGUUAUGUGGACGGUGUUGACGCCGGAGAGGAGGCCUCACUUCAGAGGGGUUUCGACCUGGGAUUCAGAGAAGGAGCAGCUCAGACUGUGGCUGUGGGCCGCCUCAAAGGAAUAGUAAGUGCUAUAUGGUGCUGGUGCGAGAUCCAACAUCCGGAAAACCCCGUCCCAGCCUCUGUGACUGACCUCCUGCAGCGAGUUACACAGCACGAAGACGCGAUCACAGAGGGCAUCAAGAGGGCUUUGGAGAAUCCUCCUCCCAGUGUGAGCGACGUCUCGGAGAGCAUGGAAGAUCUGGAGGUGGAUCAGGGAGAUCAGGGUUGUUGCGGAGAAGGAUGCAAAGAGGCGGACUGCUGCAGGAGAGGAGAAAAAAUGGACCAGGACUUUCCUCACCAGCCACAGAAGCAGUAUUCAGGGUCCAGUGACUGCUCCUCCAGCUCAGGAGAAAGUCUUGACAACCUCCUGCAGCGCUGCGUGGAUUUAGUGUCGGAGCUCGGACUGCCGCAGGAGCUGAUCGCUCACAUACACGAGUUGCAGAACAUGUAGUGACUGAAGAUCAGAGAGCAGAGUCAGAGUGCGUUUGAACCCUUGAAUGGACACCAUGAGCUGUGACACAAAAUAGGUUUUAGUGUGAAUUUCUUUUACACAGAAAUGAAGUAUUUUUGAUAUUAUAUAAAAUCAUAUAUAAUUUGUAUACUGUACAAUGGUUGAAGAUUUUAUUUUAAAUAAAAAUGGAUUUGCUAUAUUUUA